This is a messenger RNA of Saitoella complicata NRRL Y-17804, 1349 nucleotides long. Its product is annotated as acid protease. The transcript has 2 exons. Gene Ontology annotation, biological process: proteolysis. NCBI's taxonomy places the organism in Eukaryota, Fungi, Ascomycota, Saitoellomycetes, Saitoellales, Saitoellaceae. The record is from RefSeq and is a predicted model, not a curated record. The annotation marks the transcript as partial. Gene Ontology annotation, molecular function: aspartic-type endopeptidase activity.
UAGUCCCGGUGUCUAUGAGUACCUCAUCAACGUCACAAUCGGUACACCUCCUCAAAAUAUCACACUUAUCAUCGACACCGGUUCGUCCGAUCUCUGGGUCAACACCAACGCGAGCUGUUCAGCCUUCGACGACAGCGCCGAUGCUGCUCUCUGCAAUCAACUCGGUGUUUACGAUCCGACGAACUCGUCCACCUUUGUGAAUUACACCGCUACGGAUGAGUCGUUCAUCCUCAAUGUUACGUAUUUGACUGGUUACGUUCUCGGGAGUCAAGGAAGCGAGACGGUUGGCUUGGGAUCACCGGAGGUGCGAAUCAGUAAUAUGACGUUUGGGCUUGCGGAAGAAAGUCCGGUUGGGGUUGGGAUUAUGGGUAUCGGGUUCGAACUCAAUGAAGCCGAGGAGAUCAUGUUUCCGACGAUCGUUGACCAGCUAUACAACCAGGGAUUCAUUGACUCUCACCUCUUCGGGCUCUACUUGGACGACGUCGAUGCUGCGACCGGUAAUAUCGUGUUUGGAGGGUAUGACGAAGACAAAAUCGUCAAUGAUUCACUGAUUUUCUUGCCUAUUGUUCCUAUCCAGCUCCCUGGGAAUACUACGGGCUUUUAUUUGGAGUAUCUGGUGGAGCUCGACGGGAUCAAUAUCACGACUGGGACCGGAAAUUCUACAGCGUUCCAGAAUACGACAGCUUUCGCCGUACUUGACAGUGGUACCACAGCGCUGGAACUUCCCAACGAUGCAUUGAGUUAUCUCGUGAAUGUAACCUCAGCUACAUUCGACGAAACAUUUGGCGCUUACCUCGUCGAUUGCGACGCGUAUCCUGCCGACACGUCCGAGUACAUCUCCUUCACCUUUCACGACCAAAGGAAUGGGACUACAAAGAGUCUCAACGUAUCAUUCUACGAACUCGUCGUCCCACUCGACCAGUCAACCUGCGCUUUGGCGGUCGAACCUGCGGAAACCGACAACUUCCUCAUCCUUGGUGGGCCGUUCUUGAGGUCGACGUAUGUUAUCUUUGAUUUGGAUGAGGAGAUGAUUGUCAUGGGACAAACACUUUUCAAUACCACUGCUUCGAACAUCGCGGAGGUGCCGGCGAAUUCCACGGAGGGACCUUUCAAUGUGAGUAGUAUUGCGCCGACGAUCACGUUCAGUUAUACUGGAUUACCUACCACGACCAACAUUGGUAUUGGCAAUGACGGCACUGCAACUUCGACUUAGGCUUGAUCCUAUGACGAAAGAUUCCUGUGCGUGGCUCGCCGAUGGCGUAUUGUGGGAUUGAAACACGGAGGAGGUGGAAGGACGCGAGAUACUUCAGGCGGGAGGAUUAAGGAAAAAAACGCUGGUAGCUGCAAGA